AUGACUUCCAGGCAGAAAGACAUUGCUAAUAACUUCUCCAGGAUCUCAUACCCUUUCUCCCCACAUUUCUUUUCAGGAAUUUCUGCCUUGAAGUGUUAUCAAUCCAACUUCAUCAUUAGUACCCCGUUGACCACCAGUUUCGAUGACAUUAUCAACUGCUCCAGUGCUGAGAACGUUUGCACAGAAGCACAACUUACAUUACGUAUAGGUAAGUCCUGCUCCGCCAGGUGGAUCCUGUGUGGCUGCUAGAUUUUUGACAGAGGAAAAGCAUGAAAUUACUUACAACCCCUAAAUUUCAGGGGCCUGAAAUGAUGCUUUGCAUGCUUUCAGAAUUGAGGUACUUAACAUAUGCUUUGAUUCAUUUUAUUUUCUAUUUGCAGAUUUUUGUACAAAUCCCUGUACUCCAUUUCUUUCUUUUUUAAUAAAAAAAAUCCCUGGCUGUUUCUGAGAGUUGACACAGACCCAGUUCAGAUGUACCACUAAGCCAUAGGUUAGUGCAGAGACAGGGGACCUCUCAUCCCUCCAGAUUUGGUUGGAUCUCAACUCCUCCCAUCCCUAACCAUUGGCCAUGAUGGCUGGGGCUGAUGUGAGUGGAAUCCAACAUCUGCCAUUGGACUAGAUCACACUUGUGGUCCUAUCCAAAUCUAUGAAAUCUGGAGGAGCAUAAUUCCUGUCCACAAUGCAGUGUUACAAGAGAAACCUUCCAUAAGUUUCUCCGGGUUUUGACAUCACAGAAAACUAUGCCUAUUUCAAAUACCUUUUAUCUCCUUGUGGCACAAGCGAACAAGGGAGACUGGUGCAGACCUUCCUUGAGUUAUUUUGCUAGGCUGGUCUGCAUGAUAGAAAUAUGAUGUGCCUUUUGCGUGCUUCAGUGGGGGGGUUGACAAAUGUGAGAGUGUAGAAAAGCUCUGGAUUUUGCAUGGCCGGGAUGUAGGCCAGCCUCUUACAGGACAAGUUGCACCCAUUGCUCCAUCCCGAAUUCCUUCUGCCUCUUGCGUCAGGUGGCCCACAGAUUUUUGCCCACGACUGUGGGCUGAUUUCGAACCCAGCUGCCUGGAAAUGUGUGACGAAGAAACAGGAAGAAGUGGGAAGUGGGAACAACUGUCAGCACUUUCUAGGGCCACUCACAUGAACAAAAUCACCCCCACCCAUGGCACUAAUGUAGACAUGAACCAGAGGGGGGGAAAGCAGAAGGCUUUAGCAGCCCCCUCCCCCUGUACAGAGUUGCCGUACAUCCGGAAUUUUCCAGACAUUCCCAGGAUUCGGCCAUCGGAAACAGUGUCUGGGUCGAAAUUGCUGAAAUCUUCAGGCAUCAACAACUUUGGCCAAAAACCUAGAAACAAAACCCGGACACAAAAGGUUUUUGUUUAAGUUUUUGAAAUAUGGCAACCGUAACCCCACCAGAUCAUGUAUAAAUGACACCCAGAGAAAAAAUUGUCAAGGUAAGGUCUUUGGAACACCCUGCCACUGCAUCGUUCUAUUGUUUGUAUAUAUACAUCUUUUUCCACCCCCCUCAUUUUAGAUAAAGAAGUUUUGAUAAUGAGUCACAAAGGCUGUGCCAGCAAGGACCUUGUGGAUGGAACAAAACCAAUCAACUCUGGUGACCGACACUUUGCCAUCCUGUUCAACCAGAUCUACUGUUUUGGUGACCUUUGCAAUGCAAAUUCGGAAACCUGGAUUGCUCCCAAGACACCUAUCAAGGACACAGGUAUUUUUUAAAUAAGCCACCUGACCGUUAAGUGAGAACUCACAGUUUCACUUGUUGGGCGGGUGGUUGUCAAUAGGGAGGCUUGAAGAAUUCAGUUUGGGAGAUUUCUAAAGCAAGAGGCCCUGUUCUCCAACUCUUGGGCUCAUUUGCCAAAGAAAAGGUAACCCCACUUCUCAAGAAAUGUACAAGACGGUGUGCUUUAGGGUGUAAUUUAGCUGCGAGAGCAUGAGGAAAGGAUAGGAGGGAGCCAUGAGGGGAGUGGGAACAUGGGGUGCACUGUAGGGAAGAGGUGAGUUGGGGGUGAGUGAAGAGUCUGGCAAGUGGAGAAAGGCAAGGGUGGCAGCUCCUAAUAUGUGCAAACAUUCACACACAUAAUAAGUUGGAGAACUGCCUUGCAAAAUUCGGGAAAGUGUGGGUUUCACGCCAUAAGACACACCUGGCCAUAAGACACACCAAGUUUUUAGAGGAGGAACACAAGAAAAAAAAUAUUCUGAACAAAACAGUGGAUGUAUGGUUUUCGUGGUUCAUGCUGUGGCCACAGACAUGUGAUUUGACAGUGAGUUUGGGGUAGCCCAAUGCAAAAAUCCUGAGAAUCCAUGUGGAUCCGUGCUUUGUAACCACGUUUUUGCGCCACUGUGGCAACAGUGGGUACGUAAUUUUUUUGGUGUAGGCUGUAGGCAUGGACAUGCUAUGUGAUCUGAUGGUGAAUCUGGGGUGACCCAAUGCAAAAAUCCUGAGGAUCCAUGCAGAUCCAUGCUUUGUAACCACGGGGAGGGAAGGAAAAACACUGAAGGGACAAGGAGCAUGCGUGGGGUGUGUGGAGAAGGAGGCGGAUAACAAUGCAGGAGAGGGGUUUAAGGGGAGGGAGGAAAGGAAGGCAAAAGUUCUCCCCCCUGCCCAAGCCAGCCCCCCGUCUCUCUCCCCCACCUGCUUGUUUUCCGGCUCCCUGCGCAUCCCUAGCACGCUUCCCUGGAUGCAGCAGCACCAGAGCACAGAGAGGAGGCGUCGGAGGCAGCUGUCGGUUACGCUCCUAGCUGCUGGAAGCUGAGCUGGGUGGGCUGGAGCCUGCACGCAGUGUGACUAGGAAGGAAUUAGCAGGAAGGACACGAUCCUUUCCUCUCUGUAAGCAGCUCCUCUCCUCUCCCGCUUUGCUGCUUUAAAGUGAUCGGGCUCUCAUUCUCUCCCUCUUCCCCGGCUCAGUUCACUGAAAAGCUUUGCUGCCGUGUAAGCGGAUCCUCUCCCGCUUUGCUGCUUCAAAGCGAGCCAUGGAGGAGGGAAGGAAGGGGAACCAUGGAUCCUCUGCUGGCGACUGCAGUGGGAUCCCCCGCCAUCCAUAGGAAUUCACUCCAUAAGAGGCACAGAAAUUUCCCCUUACUUUUUAGGAGGAAAAAAGUGUGUCUUAUGGAGCGAAAAAUACGGCAGUUCCUUCUUUCUUCACACAUAGACCUAUACUCAUACACAUUCAUUUCAGUGGGUUACCCUGAGUACAAUUAAAGUACUGACUGCUUUGAAAAGGGCAAAUUAAGUAGGUUCACUUUGAUAUGCAAAGCAAACCGAAAGAUCACCCCCCAAUCAUUACUGAAGACACAGAAUAAUGGGGGAGCCUCCUAUAAAGGGGAGCCACCCUUUUCAACCCAGCCCCACUUUAGCAGCUUAAUGGGGUGAGUGAUGCUCAACAGGCCCCUUGCUCUUCAUUUUGAUUUCUUAUUGCAGCAGCUGAAGGAAGCAGCUCCAACCAGUGUCACUCAGGCUUUGAUUGGGGCCUUGAUGAUACCGUCCAUCGGAUUGUGACAUGCAGCAAGGGCUACAACCAGUGUUACAGUGGCACCUACAACAUUUCAGUAGGUGAGUUCUUCCUAGCCAAUUUAUUCCACAGCUGCUCCUGGCCUACAAAACAUUUUGCCCCCUGCUGGUCUUUAUUGGUGGUUGUGGGUAGACAGGACUUGUUGGGAAGCAUGCUUUGCCAUUAACAGUUCAACAUCCCAACCUAUUCAAAUAUGAUUUAUGUGUGUGUGGCCAGAGUCAUUACAGAAGAUAAAAGACAUAAAAGAGAAUAGGAUACACGACACAGUUAAAAUAAAUAAUUAAAAUAGUUCUUAAGACCAAACGCUAUGUCAGUUAAGAGUUUGCUCCCCGGAAGAAUUUAACAGAUUUCCCCCCUCAAAAUUGCCACUCUAAAACAAAACAAGCAGCUUUUUCAGACGUGUAGGGGGGUCUGCCCCCUAAGUACUCAUGGGUUUGGUUUACCCCUCAGGCUCCAUGUUCUUCACAAUUCCUUGUGGCGUCCCACUGCAUGCUGGGAAAAGAGGGGCAACACCCCUCAUGCCUAAUGUUUUUUGCCUUUCUUCCCUUCCCUUCCCUUCCCUUCCCUUCCGACAACAGCAACCUUCUUAACGCCCAUGAUCUUCAGGACCUGCCAGCGCCCAGCCUGCGAUGCUAUAAAAAGCCAAAUCUUUGGCCCCAUAAGUAUCACCAGCAAGUCGGGGUCUUGUUGCUCCAGCAGCAAUUGCAAUGGCAAGAUAAUCAACCCAACCAAUUAUGGUGUGAGGAGCACCACCAACCCAUACCUGUCUUAUGAUCAUUAUGGGUCAGGUUUCCAAGGGCUCUGCCUUCAACUUUGCCCUUUACUGGCAGUCCUGGGAACCACCAUCCUCGGGAUAUGGGGGUGA
This is a messenger RNA of Podarcis lilfordi (Lilford's wall lizard), 4377 nucleotides long. The record is from the annotation of a GenBank genome assembly. Lineage: Eukaryota; Metazoa; Chordata; Lepidosauria; Squamata; Lacertidae.